Neltuma alba is the source of this 957-nucleotide messenger RNA. Its product is annotated as heme oxygenase 1, chloroplastic-like. Lineage: Eukaryota; Viridiplantae; Streptophyta; Magnoliopsida; Fabales; Fabaceae. Bases 218 to 835 code for a protein of 205 amino acids. The record is from RefSeq and is a predicted model, not a curated record. Gene Ontology annotation, molecular function: heme oxygenase (decyclizing) activity. Gene Ontology annotation, biological process: phytochromobilin biosynthetic process; heme oxidation. The transcript has 4 exons.
AGCUCCGUAUCAGAGCAUCUCGUCAAUAUCCUUCCAUUGUACCCAGUUUCAUCGGCAAUCCAAAAUUUGGCACCUUUUUCUUGUCCAAAAGGUUAUCUUUGCAAAUUCGGGCUCCAAAUGGGACUUCGAAGGUGCCCAGAAGGCUGUUGUUUCUGCAACAACGGCUGAGAAACCCAAGAAACGUUAUCCGGGUGAGUCGAAGGGGUUUGUGGAGGAGAUGAGGUUUGUGGCCAUGAAGUUGCAUACCAAAGAGCAGGCGAAGGAGGGUGAGAAGGAAGUCAAGGAACCCGAGGAACAACGCGUGACCAAGUGGGAACUCACAAUUGAUGGAUAUUUGCGGUUUCUAGUGGAUAGCAAAUUGGUUUAUGAUACGCUGGAGAAGAUAAUUGAAGAUGCUGCUUAUCCUUAUUAUGCUGAAUUCAGAAAUACAGGAUUGGAAAGGUCUGCUAGUUUAGAAAAGGAUUUGCAGUGGUUCCGUGAACAAGGGCAUACCAUUCCUGAACCUUCCACCCCUGGUCUAACCUAUGCACAGUAUCUUAAGGAGUUAUCAGAGAAUGAUCCCCAGGCCUUCAUUUGUCACUUUUACAACAUCUACUUUGCCCAUACAGCAGGUGGUCGAAUGAUUGGUAGGAAGGUGGCUGAGAAGAUACUCAACAACAAGGAAUUGGAGUUCUAUAAAUGGGAUGGUGAUCUUUCCCAGCUACUGCAGAAUGUGAGAGACAAGUUGAAUAAAGUUGCUGAAGGAUGGACUCGGGAGGAGAAGAAUCAUUGCCUGGAAGAAACAGAGAAGUCAUUCAAAUUCUCGGGGGAGAUUCUGCGUUUAAUAUUAUCAUGAUGUAAUUAUUGCUCAGUCAUUAUCCACUUAAUCAUGUUUAACCAAUGGCGUAAGCCAACAACAGUGUGAAAUGUAUGAUCAUUCCGUCUUCAAUUCCACAUUUCCAUGUUAUCAACUCGUAA